This is a messenger RNA of Entamoeba histolytica HM-1:IMSS, 627 nucleotides long. RefSeq lists its product as uncharacterized. Bases 1 to 627 code for a protein of 208 amino acids. The record is from RefSeq and is a predicted model, not a curated record. The transcript is spliced from 2 exons. Lineage: Eukaryota; Evosea; Mastigamoebida; Endamoebidae.
AUGGCUUCAAAAGAAGACAUUACAAGUGAUGAUACAACAAUUGAAGAUCCUACUAUUUUUCAGUAUCAAAAAAAUAAGGAAGUUAUAACCAAUAGCGAAAAACGAGAGGAAGUUUCCGAAGAAACCCUCAUUACAUCUCUUAAAAUUGGAAUGAAAUUUCAUGAAGCAACAAACGAUAGUGAAAUAAAAGAAGUUGUUAAGAAAUUUGUUCCAAAUUGUGUUACAUUAUUUCCAUCAUUAAGAACAUCAGAGGAUGAAUUUGAGAGAUGUAGAGUUUUGUUUAUAACGAGAAUAGAUCAAGUCUACGAAAAUAAAUACACGUUAGUUGUUGUUUAUGCUUUUAACUUAGGCAUUUUAUUAAAUAGAUUUUUUAAUUUGUCGUGUGUUAGAAAAGAGAAUUGGGAAGAAAAUUAUCAUCGUCAUAUAUUAGCAAUUCAGAAAUGGACGUCUAAAUUAAAAAUUGUGUUGUCUCCAGAAUUUAUUCAAUUCUUAAAUUAUAUCAUUCAGUCAGACACGUCGAGAGAAUUUGACUUUGUUAACGAGUUUAAGAAAGUAAAAACGUAUUUUAUAUGGAAUGAAUCAACAAAGAAUAAAUGGUUUAUUAACCUUUGCUUGACUUUUCAUUAA